Messenger RNA from Tuber melanosporum (Perigord truffle), 1221 nucleotides. RefSeq lists its product as uncharacterized. NCBI's taxonomy places the organism in Eukaryota, Fungi, Ascomycota, Pezizomycetes, Pezizales, Tuberaceae. The record is from RefSeq and is a predicted model, not a curated record. Gene Ontology annotation, biological process: division septum assembly. Gene Ontology annotation, cellular component: division septum. Bases 1 to 1221 code for a protein of 406 amino acids. The transcript is spliced from 3 exons.
AUGGAGGGCUCCAAAGUUAAUGCAUUUGUACGGGUGUCCGGCCCACCAAACCGCAAUUACCUGGUCGGAUAUCCCGGAAUUUCAGCUACUCUGCCGCGAAUAGAGGGUAAAGUAGAAAUUAGGCCAGGAGCUGGAUACAGCGCACCCGUCGGAAUCUCAUACGUUGCCAUUGGUCUCUACCGGAAGGAAACAAUACACCCACAUGCCGACAGUAUAAUCAGUAAUCACCUCGCAGCGCCACGGAAAGAAAUCAAAGAUCUUGUAGGAAAGGAGAUUCGAUUAUUCCAAUGCUCGGCAGGAAAGGCCUAUGACAGUGUGCUGGCGAUGGACCUACCAUUUGUUUUAUUCAUACCAUUCUCGAAAGCUGGAAACGAGGAUAUAAUCAAGGUGCCACCAGCAAGUUUACAGUUACCUUCGCGUGUAGCAGAAACAUAUUAUGAGUUGGUAGUGUCGGUGCAGCAGGGCUCGGCGGAUCUCAAGAAGCAUUCGUUUCCUGUGCCCCUGAGUAGAUAUGACACAUUAUCGUCCUUCGGGAUGUACAACAGGCCGGAGACGCAAGAACGAGUUUCGGAUCAUUUAGUAACGCUGAGUAUGUGUUUGCAACGAUGGUCCUUUGGUCCUAAUGAUCCUGUUGAAGUCCGGGUACGGCUCACUCCCAACCCGGAUUGGAUGUCGAAGGCAAAGAAGGUUUCAAUACAAAGGUUAGUGGUAGUCAUUGAGGAGCAGAUUACAUAUAAUCCCGAGGGGGAUGAGCCUACAACGAAGGUCAACAAACUCAUAACAAAGAAAGAGCUGGUCGGACAAAAGCUACCACCGGAUGGAUAUCAAAGCGAUAUAACAAUACGAUUCCCGGCUAAAGAGCUCAGGGAUAGCGAUGGAUUUUUACCACCCCCAAAACCUGCAUUCCCAAUGCAUCCAAUUGUUGGAUUCACCACAACGGCAACGUUAUAUAAGAUAGAUUACUUUUUAUCUGUCAAGGCGCAUAUGUCGAGUUGCAGAGACAUCACACUCCGCCAGAGGAUCAUCGUUUCACCAUUCGACCACCAAACCUGCCUUGACGAACUGCCCUCAAUCAUGCAGGCGGCACAGGACGCAACGGGCAUCAACGGAGCAGGACCGAUGCUUCCCGCUCCAACAAUAGUACGACCAGGUGAUCUAAAUGCGCUGCACUGGCUAGGGAUGACGAUGGUUGGCAACGAGAGGAAGUUGCUGAUCCAUUGA